Messenger RNA from Micromonas commoda, 687 nucleotides. It is a transcript of the gene CBR/ELIP2, whose product is annotated as carotene biosynthesis related or early light induced-like protein, chloroplast percursor. The record is from RefSeq and is a predicted model, not a curated record. The transcript has a single exon. Lineage: Eukaryota; Viridiplantae; Chlorophyta; Mamiellophyceae; Mamiellales; Mamiellaceae. The coding region runs from base 1 to 687 and encodes 228 amino acids.
AUGUUCGCCCUCUCCGCCUCCCGCAUCACCGGCUCCGCCGUCAAGCUCUCCGUCAAGUCCCGCGCCGUCCGCGCGCGCCGCGCGGCCUCCAUCCGCGUUCGCGCCGAGGGCGAGGCCGAGAAGGUCGCCGUCGCCGACGAGGUCAAGGCUGCCGACGCCGCCUGGGAGGAGAAGGCCGCCGAGCCCGCCGCGGCGCCCGUCGCUUUCUCCGCCGCCAUUGAUCCCGCCGACGGCUCCGUCGCGGAGGCUGCCCCCCUCGGCGACGACAUGUCCAUGCUCAACGACGCCAUGAUCGCCUUCAAGGAGCCCCGCGCGGUUGAGAUCAUCAACGGCCGCGUCGCGAUGAUCGGCUGGAUGGUCGCGCUCUACACCGAGAUCGAGAAGAACACCUCCCUCUUCCACCAGGUGAUCAACACCCGCACCUUCACCCUCGCCGACGGUGUGGUGAAGUCCUCCACCUUCCCCGCCCCCGGCAUGUUCCUCAUCCCCGUCACCGUGCUCUUCGUGCUCGCCGCCUCCCUGGCACCCGUGCUCCGCGGCAACGAGGAGUCCGGCCUUGAGAAGGCUCCGAAGGACUUCGGCCCCUUCAGGGCGGAGUCGGAGAUGACCAACGGUCGCGGCGCCAUGGUCGGCCUCGUCGCGCUUCUCCUCGCCGAGAAGUUCACCAACGGCGCCGCGCUCUUCUAA